Molecule: messenger RNA, 850 nt
Organism: Syzygium oleosum
Lineage: Eukaryota; Viridiplantae; Streptophyta; Magnoliopsida; Myrtales; Myrtaceae
Product: ethylene-responsive transcription factor ERF098-like
Exons: 1
Coding region: 92-565 (157 amino acids)
Biological process (GO): regulation of DNA-templated transcription; ethylene-activated signaling pathway
Molecular function (GO): DNA-binding transcription factor activity; DNA binding
Source: RefSeq, a predicted model, not a curated record
UGAAAUCCAUCUUCUUAAAGUUUACCGAAAAAGCUGCCACACAGAUCAUCUUACUCUUCACUUCGUCAUUUGAUAUUUAACUCACUUUGCCAUGAAAGGAUGUUCUUCAAGAGGGAACCGGAACAAUGAGAACGACGAAGAAACGGGGAAGAAGAGGGGAUUGCGGUCGCGAUGCAAUCCACCCCGGUACCGAGGGAUCCGGCGGCGCCCUUGGGGCAAGUUCGCAGCUGAGAUCCGGAACCCCUCGAGGAAAGGCACUCGCCUCUGGCUCGGGACCUUUGAGACGGCGGAGGAGGCCGCCCGCGCCUACGACCAAGCUGCCUUCACCUUCCGAGGCCAUCUGGCCAUCCUCAACUUCCCCAACGAGCAACAAUACUGCGUUCAAAUUGACGGCAAUGUCACUGGCCACCGCAGUUCUUUCUCGGCGUCCCCAUCACUGUCGUCAUCGUCAUUCUCUUCAGCAUGUUCGUCAUCAUCCGCUGUGUCAGCUCCCGCCGAGUCAUCCAGAGAUUUGAUCGAGUUCGAGUAUCUGGACGAUAAGUUGUUGGAGGAACUACUGAUGUAGGGUAAAUGCGGGAAGGCGAGUGCAUAUUUAGGUUUUCUGAAAUUUCAUGGAUAGAAUAUUUUUUUGGUUUCUUGUUUCGAUCAUCUUCAUUGGUGAGAGAUUUCACUUGUGGAAAGAGAUGGCGUGGCAUCUCCUUUGCAGGGUUUAUGCAUAUUAUGUUUGAAUAAAUGACAUUUGGUAAUCUUCAAGACUGCAUUUUCACAGCAGGGGCUUAAUGUGACUCGGAAAUAUUGUAAUUUGUAUGAUAACUUCGAUCAAUAUUAGCCAAACAAGUGGCUUAUCAUA